CGUGGCGAAGGUAGCAAAUAGUGAUUAACAAUUUUUUACAGUCAUUGUUUUAACAGCUAAAAAGAUGCGGAGAAUUAGAAUUUAGUAAUUUGCGUGUAUGUUUGCGUGUGUUUUUAGGCUUUAAUCCAUAUUUGGUUCUAGCUUUAUUGAAAGUUGGUCGUGUUGAAGUUGCUGCCGUUACAGUUAAUUAUGUUGUGAGACGUUUCAGCUAGCAGCCUGCUAACGUUAGCUGCAACAGCCAAGUGUCUGUGCCUUAGAGUAACUUACUCCUAACAGAUUAAAUGUCUGUUAGACGGGCUCUGGUGGAUUGUGUUGUGUUGUCUCUGCAAGAUGCCUGUGUGUUUUAUCCUUGCUGUAAAGGCUGCUUCUCAAGGAUUGACGUUGAACAGCAGGACACGACGAGAUGCAGAUGCUCUAAGUGUGGUUCUAGCUGUCUGAGGGAACAGGUUGAUUACAGAUAUCGUCUGUCACUAAGGGUGGCCCGGGACAGAUGCAUAUUUGGAGUUACAGUGUUUGGAACCUGCUUGAACCCAUUCUUUGGCAUUCAUGCAAGUGGUUUACAGAGGUUGGUGGAGAACUUAGAUGGAGCAUCAACCAGAUCCACAUUGUUGGCGAAGGCUGUCGAGGACUGUUUUAUUGGCAGACAUUUCAUCUUUGGUAUUAAGGUAACCAAGACAGAAAGUGGGCCUUGGUUAGGAGGGCCUGUUGCGAAUGGCUCCAGCAGUAAAGAAGCAGUCCACUUUAUUGCCACUCAGAUGAUUCUCCCCAAAGCUACAGGCAUGGGAGGCUGCACAGUGGUCAGUUAUUAUCAGAUCCUUCUUCAGAAAGCUGCAGAAUAUGAACUGGGAUCCACUGAUCCCAGCAAAACCUCCAGACCCCCAGCAACAACCCUGCUGCUGAUUCCUCGCCGUUUUCCAGCCAGCAGCUUUAAUAAUGCCACACUUUCUGCCUCAGGUCUUCUUUCCCAGUCACCGCAAAGUUCACAGAACCAGGACGGCCCCCUUACUCCCACCCCUCCUUGGCAACAGUCACUAGGACUAGUUACUUCAUCGGCAGAGCAGGAGGAAGGCUGCAGUACCCAGGACAGUGGAGAUGAGAACAGAAGGCAGACAGACAACAACAAAACACCAGAUCAUGCACAGAGAGGCUACCUGGAGAACCAUCAAGUCACAGAGGAGAGAGCACUGUCGCCUCUUCUUUCUUUAGAGUGCAGUUCUUCCAGUAGUCCACCAUUUGCCAAAUACCCAUACUCAUCUAUUGCGAAAGCUGUUGGAAACACCCCCACCCUGAACACUUGGUUCAGUCCUCCGUCACCUGGCCACAACAGGCCCAAGGGGUUUUCUACCAGACAACUCACCAAAGCAUUUUUGUCAAGCUCCUUGGCUUGGGAAGAUUUGCCUUUCUCUGAGAGUCUUACAGAAUUUUUGUGUGAGGAAAACAAAGAUUUUGACAUUGUUGGUGAAACAGAGCCACAACUAAAUGUGCAAAAUCAGGAAAAAAACGCAAGAAGCGACCUGGAAAUCGGUUCACAAGACAAGAACAUAUCACAUAAAUCAACUUCUGUUUGUCAAAGUAACACGCAGAUAACAGGCAGCCACUCACAGUUAUUACUGGAUAUCACCAAUACACCUGCACCGAAUGGUAAUGAUUUCUCUGACCAGGUACAUAAGAACCCUGUUGGAUUUGCAAGCAUGAGUCAAGCCAGAAACAUGUGUUCCCAUGAGUGUAAUCAGGAGGAUGAGAAAGCUAGUUCUCUGUCUUUUGAAAAUGAAGAGGAAGAGCAGCUUGAAGGGGAUACCUACAAUUGUUCAGCAGACCUAUUCAGUAGCUCACUCAUAAUCGAUAUGAACACAAACCAGCUCAAUACACAUGCAGAGACUUUCAGGACGGCCACAGAAGCUUGCCCACUGCUUUCCGAACUAAACAAACAGCACCUGAGGUGUAAAAAUGGUACACAUUCAACACCAGACAAAGAGAAACUGAAAAGUGAUAAAUGCAUUAAAAGAGACAGUUUAAUUCCAACAGGCACACAAGAGCUCGACUUCAUCCCUCCCUCUCAGUCCACCCCCAUUGUAAAAGUAGCUGUUGUGACGGCCUCCUCUUACAGAACAGGAAAUAUGCCUGAAUUAGUAGAUAAAAAGACAGCCAGAACCACCUCUUCUCUUUGUAAAUUUAACCGUGUCAGUGCAAACCAGCUGUUCCAGUGUGGCAGAGAGUCUACAAAAGAAAACAUGGUGUUGAGGACGACUUCCUGGAAACCAGACGAGCAUAAAAACCACCCUAGGGUCCAGAGAGGGGCUCUAAACACAGAGUCAACCGGAAAGAUCAACCACAAAUGUGACUCAAGUGAUUGUGAUGUGACUGUCUAUGAUUAUGAGGACAAUGCAUUAAUUGUUCCUCCGACUCCUGCUGCUAAAACACGACUGAGUGUGAAGCUCAGAAAAAGAAGGCAGACUCAUACAAGCAGCAUAAAUUUGGGUUAUUCUUGGGAAGGGCAGCAGGGAGAUGGAGUUGAUUGUAAAAGAAAUCUGUUGGAUCACACUCUCACAUCAUCACAGAGAGGUGUGGCACACAUAGGGAAUUGUGACAGUGAAACGGUUAAUGAGGGUAGUCUGGUUACAUCUAACUGUUACCUCCUUGAUGAUGCGAAUGAGGCAUGUGAUUGGUCUAGAGAUCUAUUCUCUGACUCAAUCUGAGAGGUUCUGUUGAAGAUGGACUUUACAAAUUGAUCUUAGAACUAAAGAUCUUUUUUAAUGUAUUUCAGGCGGGCAACCCAAGUUAUGAUAUUCUGUUGAAAAGCACUGCCAGAGAAGCCUUACUUGACCCACCUUCUGCUGCUAUCCCAGGCACACCCAUUGCUAAAAAAUGUAUAUAUUAUAUAUAUAUAUAUUUUAUUUUAUUUAUCAUAACUCUGUGUUCUAAAGACUUUCUGCUACUGCACCCUCUCACUCAUUGCUGCAUUUUACUCAUAACCCUGUCGGAUCUCCAUUGUUCCUACAACUAUGAAUGCUGUUAAAGCAAAGUGACAGUAAAAGGAUGAUUCUGUGUGUAUCUGAUAAAUGAUCUGCUGAUGCUACAUCUAA
This is a messenger RNA of Sander lucioperca (pikeperch), 3083 nucleotides long. RefSeq names its product DNA damage-induced apoptosis suppressor (gene ddias). The record is from RefSeq and is a predicted model, not a curated record. NCBI's taxonomy places the organism in Eukaryota, Metazoa, Chordata, Actinopteri, Perciformes, Percidae. Gene Ontology annotation, biological process: negative regulation of intrinsic apoptotic signaling pathway in response to DNA damage. Bases 282 to 2696 code for a protein of 804 amino acids. The transcript has 5 exons. Gene Ontology annotation, cellular component: cytoplasm; nucleus.